Messenger RNA from Trypanosoma rangeli, 2211 nucleotides. RefSeq names its product spindle assembly 6. Bases 1 to 2211 code for a protein of 736 amino acids. The transcript has a single exon. Gene Ontology annotation, cellular component: centriole. Gene Ontology annotation, biological process: centriole replication. Lineage: Eukaryota; Euglenozoa; Kinetoplastea; Trypanosomatida; Trypanosomatidae. The record is from RefSeq and is a predicted model, not a curated record.
AUGACCCGCAGUGGUGAUGUAAGUGUUUUGCGUGACAUGACGGCGCAUAGAGAUUGCCACCGCAGUCUAUUGUAUGAUGUGUCGACGAUGAGUGGCCCCUUCAAGGCGGUGGCAGCGGCAUCUUCAACGUCAGCAGUAGCCACGCGUCAGACGGCAGGAUCAGUGGCUCCUGAAGACACGGUGUUGCUUGAGAUUCUUAUUCCUGUGUAUCUUAAAUUGGAAGAUCGUGAAGAGGUGUGUCGCGAGCUGGGUAUCUUUGUUCAGACAGGGCGUGGCGGAGUGAACGGCCUUUCACGAAAAGUGUGUGUGCGUUUGACAGACACCACGGACCCGUUCUUUUUAUUUGAACUUGAGCUGCUUGAGGAUGACUACGGUUCAUUCAAGCAACGGUUGGAGCUUCUUGUGGACUUCAGUGGGUUUCCCAAGUAUCUUGUCUCCAUGUUAAACGGUAUUGCUAGUGGAGCCAUGCCAUAUUCGGUUUGUUUUGUCGUAGACAACCGAGACACGCUUCUCGGGACGCUGCGGGUGCUCGAGCGGACGGAGUUUCGUACGGUGGAACACAUCUCGCUCUUGCUGAUGCGGCAAGGCGAUGCGGGGCAGAAGCGAUACCUGGCAGAACGCUUCCAACACUUUGAACGGGCGUACAUGCGGGAGGUGGAGGAGCACCGCUCCGCCGCCGCCGCUGCAACUGCAAAUAUCGAAUCAUUGAAAAGUGAGGUGGCGACACUGCAGGAAGGCUGUGACUCGCUGCGGGAAGAGCUGAGGCUUGAAGUGGCGAAAUCAGAAAAAAAUCAGUUGGCCAGUGUCAGUCAGUUGCGUGAGGAGCACGCCAACGAACUUGCGCGGCUCCGCAGCUCCAUGGAGGCCGAACUCCGUCGUUCUACGUGCAAAGCAGACGAGGUCCAGGCGCGACUCAUGGAGGAUGUGCGAACAAAGGACAAGAAUUUGUAUGAGGCCAAUAGGCGUGUGACUUCGCUAGAGUCGUCCAUCGUGACUUUGCAGUCACAGCUUCGCGUGGCUGAGGAUAAAUGCAGUGCCCAGGCGCAGGAGUUGGAGGAGCUUCGCUCCUCCAAUCAUGAGCUUCAGAGCUUUCGUUCGAACGCCACCCGCUCCAUCUGCGAUAAUGAGCUUCAUUCUGUUAAACUGCAAGAGCGUGUGCGGGGUUUGGUGCAGACCCUAAAGUCACGUGAUGACGAGGUCCAGUCGCUGCGGGAGCAGUACCAGAAGCAGGAUAGCUACAUUCGCAUCAUUACCUCACAAAAUGACCAACUAACCGAGCAGAACAAAAAGAACGAGCUGUCACUAAAGAAGGCUCAUCAUAUCAUUGCAACCCAGUUAAAUCACAUAAAAGGUGCGAAGGAGCGAGAGCGUAUGAUGCGUAAUCAAUUACGCAGCCAGGAUGCACUACUGCAAGACAAGGUGGAUGCCAUUACCCGGCUGAGAGAUGAGUUAUCAUCUUCGUCAGAACGGGGACGGGGACUUCAAGAGAAAAACAUCGAGCUUCGGGAUCAGCUGGGGAGGACGGAUGCCGCGCGUGAGAAACUUGCGCAGGAGUUAAAGCAGAGUCAAGAUGCUCUUAUUCAUCUUCAGAGAAGCACCAGUGUAAAUGGACGGCAUUGGUCUGUAUUGGCUAGCACUAACGCCGGUAACAACCUCAACACUGGUCUUGGCAUGGGGCUGAGUAACAGCUUUGGGUCGACGGCAAAUGAUAUCUACAGGGAGUUCAAUAAGAAUGCUAUGACCACCGUGCGAAAUGCAGGUUGUUUAUCCGCGCAGGGCCCCCUCGAUGUCUCUGGUGUGCCCGCAGCGCAUUCUCAGAAUACUGUAAAUACAAGCGAGAAUAAUUUGCAAGGUGCCCUGGCAGGUGAGCCAAAGUAUGUGAGCAAGGCGUCACAAGAUCCACCGCACUCCGCCAACAACAAAACUGCAAAUAGUUUUGAGGCCGGGGCACAAAUUGUCUCUGGUAACAGUAUGACAAAUCUGGCUAAUGCAUCCGAGAGUCACAUAAUGAAUGGGAAAUACACACGUCAGCCUUUGGAUGCGACGACAGUUAAUGUGGCGUUGAAUUCGAGGAAUCACCUGUUUGCCGCCAAAAACUUCUUCAAUGAUGGCGGUGACAAGGCGAACCGCACACUCAAUACGGCGUCCUUUAUGGAAAAAACGCCUGGAGCCAUGGCAAAAGCAGCCGCCGCACCAAGCGCUUACUUUUGA